This is a messenger RNA of Gryllus bimaculatus (two-spotted cricket), 1482 nucleotides long. The record is from the annotation of a GenBank genome assembly. NCBI's taxonomy places the organism in Eukaryota, Metazoa, Arthropoda, Insecta, Orthoptera, Gryllidae.
ACCGCCGCCGCCGCCGCUGCCGCCUGCACCGUCGCCGCCGCCGCUGCCUACCCGCCGUUCCCUGUCUCGCUCGCAGGGUGCGCGAGACAGGUCGGAUAGCGCCAGAGCGGUCUCUGCCCCGAAGGCUAUCGGCUGUGAUACGUGUUGUGGAAGGCGAGAAGGGAUCGGCGUCGCUGGUGAGUCAAAUCUGUGUCCGGAAACGCGCUUUACGAAGCGAUGUCUUGGAUCGAAGAUCCAGGUGUCACGGAAUUCCGAGGCCUCAACCUUUCUUCUCUGGGAGUGGAUGAGGCCUUCGUAAACAUCACCUCUGACAUUCCUAACUUGUGGAUCUACACUCUUUCUUCGCAAUGUUACAAGUGCCCCUUUUCUCGUAAAUAUGAAAUUGAUGACAUCCAAGAACCAUUAAAAUAUUCCACUCGUUAUUCUGAAAAAUGGAGAGUUGUGUCAGAUGGCUUUCCUCCAACUAUUUCCACAGAUAAUCAAAGUUCUGUUCUUUGUGAAGUUGACAUGAAUUUAGGUGAAUUUGGAGUGUAUGAUCUCUGGAUACAUGAUGGAGGAGGUGAAAUUCUUUGUGAAUUUACUACUAUGUUGAAACCUGUUAAUAUAUAUUUUCCUCUAGUCAUAUGUGUUCUUGGUCUUAUUUUACUUUGGGGUCUUGUUGCUGCCUCUGCUGCCAUUGUCAAUCAGUGGAAACAGAAUAAAAAUCGAACUAUUGCUCCUAUUGGUCAUGAAUUAGAAACAUCCGAUGAUAAAGAUAAAAUUAGUCCAAACAAAAAAUCAACUUCAAGAAGAAGAGUUAAAGCUUUGGAUACCUUUCGUGGGAUAAGUAUUGUACUUAUGAUUUUUGUUAAUUAUGGAGCUGGAAGUUAUGCAAUACUAGAACAUGCUAUAUGGAAUGGUUUGCAAUUGGCUGAUGUUGUGUUUCCUUGGUUCAUGUGGAUAAUGGGGGUGUGCAUUCCUAUAUCUGUUACAUCACAAAUGAAGAGAAAUGUUUCUCGAUUCAAAAUGUUUGCUGGAGUGUUAAGGAGAUCCUGCAUUCUUUUUUUACUUGGUGUGAUGCUGAAUACUUUGUCAGUAGGAAGUCACCUAGAAACCUUACGAAUCUUUGGAGUUUUACAACGAUUUGGUGUAGUUUAUUUUGUUGUAGCUACAAUAUCUAUUUGCUUUUCAUGUCGACACUGUAAUACCCCAAAGGUUAAAUGCAUAGCUGCAAUUCAAGAUAUUUUGAUAUUACUCCCUCAGUGGAUUGUUGUUGCUUGCUUUGUUGCUGGACAUUGUGCUUUGACAUUCCUGCUUCCAAUUCCAGAUUGUCCGAUGAUGUCUCACAUCAGCGUGCAAGCUGGUACUAUUAUCGUUGUGCACCAAGGUUGGAAGGGUCGAUUGAUUAGAUGGUGGUUUUGGGGAACAUUAGCAGGAGUUGGUGGAGCAGUAUUAUGUCUUGCCAGUAAGGAAGAUGGAUGGAUUCCUCUCAAUAAGAAUCUC